Molecule: messenger RNA, 1229 nt
Organism: Gigantopelta aegis
Lineage: Eukaryota; Metazoa; Mollusca; Gastropoda; Neomphalida; Peltospiridae
Product: tyrosine-protein kinase SRK2-like
Exons: 7
Coding region: 414-1064 (216 amino acids)
Biological process (GO): cell surface receptor protein tyrosine kinase signaling pathway; positive regulation of kinase activity; multicellular organism development
Cellular component (GO): signaling receptor complex
Molecular function (GO): transmembrane receptor protein tyrosine kinase activity; ATP binding
Source: RefSeq, a predicted model, not a curated record
GACCGUCAUCCAACAAGUCAGCGUACGCCCUCUCAAUACGAAACAAAGACGACCGAGACUGGCCGCUUGUGGCGCACUACGAAAUCAAACCAGUGAGAGAUGGCGGCUGGUUUAUCACUCCCAGACACACUUUCCCGGACAUAACUAGUCUUGUGGAACACUACAAAGGUCAGCAGCAAUAGCCAAUGAAGGCCUUUGUUGCAUGUUAACCACGCCCUGCCAUAAAGUACCGCCUCCAGUAAACUUACAUGAACUAGAGAUUAACAGGAAGAAGAUUAAAAAACUGAACAGAAUUGGGACCGGAAAUUUUGGAGAGGUCUUUAAAGCCAGUAUCUACAACAUUCAUAUCGUUUACGGUGAAGACGCUUAAAACAGGCACGAUAACGUCAGCGAACUUUCUGGAAGAAGCGCUGAUGAUGCACAAGUUACGUCACCCCAAACUCGUCAUGCUGAUUGGAGUGUGCACGCUCAGCGAACCCAUCUACAUCAUCACAGAGUUCAUGGAAAAUGGAUCUCUUCUAGAAUUCAUGAGAGACUCGGACAACAAGGAGCAUCUGAAACUUCCUGCAAUUAUUAACAUCUCGGGACAGAUUUCAGACGGUAUGACUUUCCUGUCCAGCCAAAGUUACGUCCACAGAGAUCUACGUGCAGCUAAUAUAUUAGUGGGAACUGACCUGAACGUAAAGAUCGCCGACUUAGGACUUGCCAAACUAAUUAGUGAAGACGAAAAACAAACCCUGCGUGGAGAAAUGAAGUUCCCAAUCAAAUGGACAGCACCGGAAGCUGCGCUGAAAAAUGAAUUUUCUAUCAAAUCGGACGUCUGGUCAUUUGGUGUACUCAUGUUUGAGAUGAUCACACUUGGACGAGUUCCAUAUGCGGGAAUGAGAAAUGCUGAGGUGAUCCAGAACAUAUGCAAUGGCUACCGGAUGCCUACGCCCACUGACUCAGCCACUGAAUGUCAAGACUGGUACUAUGGCACAAUGCUCAAAUGUUGGAAUGACAAUCCCGAAGCAAGACCAACCUUUGAACACCUCUAUAACAAAUUUUGUCGACGAAUGCGCUAAUGAGCCUGAAACAUAUAAUGAAAAUAAUUCCAGCUGAUAUUGUUGAACAUUGAAAACAAUUGUCUAUCAACAGAAAGUGACUGAUAGAACUCGGUACUCAUGAUAGAGUGUCACAAAACAUCUAGGACAAAACAGAGCGAAAACAGAUGCUAACAAACGGAGAUA